This is a messenger RNA of Mus pahari (shrew mouse), 2580 nucleotides long. RefSeq names its product vomeronasal type-2 receptor 116-like. The transcript is spliced from 6 exons. NCBI's taxonomy places the organism in Eukaryota, Metazoa, Chordata, Mammalia, Rodentia, Muridae. The coding region runs from base 1 to 2580 and encodes 859 amino acids. Gene Ontology annotation, biological process: G protein-coupled receptor signaling pathway. Gene Ontology annotation, cellular component: membrane. Gene Ontology annotation, molecular function: G protein-coupled receptor activity. The record is from RefSeq and is a predicted model, not a curated record.
AUGUUUGUUAAUAAGAUAUUCUGGACUCUUGUCUUUGGGCUCCUUUAUAUUCCUUCUUUUGUGUGUUCCUUUACUGACAAUGAAUGUUAUGUAACAAUCAUGGAAGAUUUUUACCAUAAAGGAGAUGUGACUAUUGGUACAUUUUUUCCUCUUCAUAUUUACUACACAGGCAACAAAGUUCCUCACAAAUUUUAUCCAUAUGCUUUCCAGGACUUUCACAUAGAGUAUAAGUUUAAGAACUACAAGUUUGUUUUGGUCCUGUUAUUUGCCAUUGAAGAGAUCAACAAAAACCCUCAUCUUCUACCCAACACAACUCUGGGCUUUGAUCUCUAUAAUGUUGUAUUUACUGAAAAAAUUAUUCUUUUUGGUGCCUUGGUUUGGCUAACAAGGAUGAAAAUACCCCUACCUAACUAUGACUGUGGACAGAAGAGAAAGUCCCCUGCUGCACUUACAGGAACAUCAUGGGCAACAUCUGCUCACAUUGCAACCCUGCUAAACCUCUACAAAAUACCUCAGCUCACUUUUGGACCUUAUGAUUCUACCUUAAAUGAUCCAGGACAGUUUAGUUCUCUUUAUCAGAUGGCCCCCAAGGACACAUCUCUCUCACUUGCCAUAAUCUCUUUAAUGCUUCACUUCAGCUGGUCCUGGGUUGGUCUGAUCAUCCCAGAUGACCACAGAGGGAUUCAGAUUUUGUCAGAAUUCAGAGAAGAUAUGGAAAGUAAUAGCAUCUGCAUAGCUUUUUUGAAACUGAUCCCUGGAACCAUGAAUUCAUUUUCCAACAAAUUAUGGCAAAAUAUGGAAGAGAUUCAGGAAUCAUCAGCAAAUGUGAUAAUUAUUUAUGGGGAUAUUGGUUAUUUACAGGGUUUAAUGAGAUACAUUGGGCAACAGUUAGUGACAUGGAAAGUCUGGGUCUUGAAUUGCCAUUGGGAUGUUGUCAGCCAUAGUGAUUAUUUCAUGGUAGAGUCAUUUCAUGGGAGUUUCAUUUUUUCACACUACCAUGAAGAGAUGAUUGAAUUUACAAAUUUUAUUCAAACAGUUAAUCCCUACAAAUACCCAGAAGACAAUUACCUCCCUAAGUUUUGGGUUUUAUUCUUCAAGUGCUCAUUUUCUGAGCUUGAUUGUCAUCUUUUGGAGAACUGCCAAGUCAAUGCUUCUUUGUUGUUACUGCCCAGACACAUUUUUGACCCAGCCAUGAGUGAAGACGGACACAAUAUAUACAAUGCUGUGUAUGCUAUAGCCUACAGUCUCCAUGAGAUAUUUCUUGAGCAACUACAGACACAAGUGCAUGCCAGUGGAGAGGAAACUGUAUUUUUCCCUUGGCAGCUUUUCCCUUUCUUAAAGAACACCAUACAGAAAAAUCAUAUGAAAGGUCACACAGUAAUGGAUAGGGGAAGAAACUUAGAUUCAAAGUAUGAUAUUCUUAAUUUUUGGAAUUUUCCAAAGGGUCUUGGACUAAAGGUGAAAGUAGGAACCUUUUUCACCCAUGCCUCCCAGGGUCAACAAUUGUCUUUGUCUGAGCAGAUGAUUCAAUGGCCUACAAGGUUUACAAAUAUUCCUCAGUCUGUAUGCAGUGAGGGCUGUAGGCCUGGAUUCAGAAAAGCUGCCCAGGAAGGCAAGGCUGUCUGUUGCUUUGAUUGUACUCCUUGUGCAGACAAUGAAAUUUCAAAUGAGACAGAUAUGGAUCAGUGUGUGAAGUGUCCAGAAAGUCAUUAUGCAAACUCAGAGAAGAACCAUUGCCUCCCGAAGUCUUUGAGCUUUUUGGCCUAUGAAAGCCCUCUGGGGAUGGCACUCACCAUCACAGCACUGUGCUUCUCUGUACUCGCAGCUGUCGUAUUAAUAGUCUUUGUGAAGCACAGAGACACACCCAUUGUCAAGGCCAAUAACCGGUCUCUCAGCUACCUCCUGCUAUUGACUCUCAUCAUCUGUUUUCUCAGUUCCCUGCUCUUCAUUGGUCAACCCAACAGAACCACCUGCAUUUUGCAGCACACAGCAUUUGGAAUUUUGUUCACUGUGGCUCUCUCUACAGUAUUGGCCAAAGCUAUUACAGUGGUUAUUGCAUUCAAGAUCACUGUUCCAGCUAGAAUGAUGAGGUGGUUAAUGGUAACCAAGGCUCCUAAUUUUAUCAUUCCCAUCUGCACACUGAUCCAACUUAUUCUCUGUGGAAUCUGGCUGAUUACUUCUCCACCCUUCAUUGAUCAAGAUGCUCAUGCUGAACAUGGACAUAUAAUCAUUGUGUGCAGAAAGGGUUCAACAGUUGCCUUUCACUGUGUCCUGGGAUACCUCUGCACCUUGGCACUUGGGAGCUACACAAUGGCAUUCUUGUCCAGGAAUCUGCCUGAUACAUUUAAUGAAGCCAAGUUCCUGUUGUUCAGCAUGCAGGUAUUCUUCUGUGUCUGGAUUACCUUCCUUCUUGUCUACCAUAGCACAAAGGGGAAGAUAAUGGUAGCUAUGGAAGUCUUCUCAAUCUUGGCCUCCAGUUCAGCACUUCUUGGCUUGAUCUUUGCCCCCAAGUGCUACAUCAUUUUGAUAAAGCCAGAUAAAAACUCCUGUCUUAACAUCAAGUACAAAAAUCAUUCUUGA